AUGCACUUCUCUACCGUCGCUACUUUCCUCACUCUCGCCCUCAGCGUUGCUGCCAUUCCACAGGGCCCCGAAAUCCACCAAUCCAAGAACCGGUGCGAUGGCGGCCACAUUUCCUGCUGUUUCGAGCACUCCGACAUCCAUGCUGAUGGUACCCUAUCUGGUGUCCUUACCCAGGGUGCCCUGACCCCUCUCCUUGGCUCUAAAGAGCAGUCCUGCGCCAAGUGGGAGCUCAUUGAGAACGUCAACCUGCUCGGUUUUACCAAGAAGGGUAACAAGGAUAGUGGUUGCAAGGGCAUUACUGCUUGCUGCCCUGAGGGCAAGGGUUCUUGCCACCCUCUUUAG
Messenger RNA from Aspergillus glaucus CBS 516.65, 342 nucleotides. RefSeq lists its product as uncharacterized. The coding region runs from base 1 to 342 and encodes 113 amino acids. The record is from RefSeq and is a predicted model, not a curated record. NCBI's taxonomy places the organism in Eukaryota, Fungi, Ascomycota, Eurotiomycetes, Eurotiales, Aspergillaceae. The transcript has 3 exons.